UACAAUUAGAAACUACAGAUAAUCACAACCAAAAUAGAAAUGUUCCUUACAGCAUUGUCUUUUGUAGGAGCAAUCCUUGGGUUUGUCUUUCUUGUGCUAUCCAUCGCAUCUGGUCUCUACUACGUAUCCGAACUCGUAGAAGAGCAUUCAGAGCCUACCAAACGGUUCCUCAAGAAGGUUAUCUAUACCAUCAUCGGAUUAUUUGUAUUGUUAUACUUGUUUGAUUCUUUCCCAUUGAAACUUUCCUUGUUCUCCAUAUUUUCAUAUUAUGUUUAUUUACAGAACUUGAACAAGUUUCCAUACGUACAACUCACAUCUCCGGUGUUCUUAGCAUCUUGUAUUUUGGUAGUGGCCAACCAUUUCCUCUGGUUUAACCAUUUCCAUCAUCCAGUGAUCCCACCAUUAGAGGUCAGAUUGAGACAUGAUUACGUCCCACCACAUAUCCCAUCUUUUGUGGAAGUAUGUCUGUUCUUUGGAAUAUGUGUAUGGUUUGUUCCAUUUGCCUUGUUUGUCAGUUUGAGUGCACAUGACAACUUGUUACCUCUGCAUGACACAAUGGCCCCUUCUCCUUCAAGUAAGAAGAAAAAUAAUGGAUUGGCCAAGGUCGUAGUAGCGAAGGUAAGAGAUUAUGUAUAUAGUGCAGCAAGAACCGUUGGUUGGGAGUUGGAUAAAGAGCAUGGCCGUAUUAUAUAG
Messenger RNA from [Candida] anglica, 693 nucleotides. The record is from the annotation of a GenBank genome assembly. Lineage: Eukaryota; Fungi; Ascomycota; Pichiomycetes; Serinales; Debaryomycetaceae.